UCUCAGCCAUGUCUAUGGUCUCAGCACGCAACACUCACGCUAUUGGUCAGAAUCUCCCGGGCUUCGGGAGGAAGUUCUCCGCAUGUUGGCAAUCAUCCUGGUACGGGAUUUAAACGCCCAGCGCUGCCGUGGAGGUACUUGGAGCUGCGUGACGUCUGUGAGCUUUGAUAGUCUGUUAUCGGAGGAUCUGAACGGCAUUUAGCUGCUGGCCUGGCUCAAUAAAUCCCUACGUACCUGCUUCACUAAGGUGGACCCGAAGUGCACAGGUAGUUCCUGUGGAGGCGUUACUGAGAAGGGAUGUUCCUGCCUGUCUGAAGUUCCUGCAGUCCUUCAAGGCCUUCUUUGAUAGGCAAACCGCGGGCAGGACGUACAACGCUCUGAAGGGCAGGAAAGGACGCAGCAUAGGGCCUGUUGCCCCAGAAGAAACUACAACUGUGACAACGGACGUCAAAGCACUGGACCAACCAAAGGCACUGACGAAGAGGCUGGGGAAAAACGACUGACAAAGUGCAUGGCCUACCAAAGACAACGAAGAAGGUCUCUUGAAAAACCAUGAAGAUGUCUGAGAGAACAAAGAAGGCGUCUUCUAUCACGAAGAAGUUGUCAGUGAACGGCGAGAAGGCGUUGGAGGAAUAUUCGGGAGAAGCGCCGGGCAGACUUAAGAGACGGAGGAGGAGGACGAUGGUGAAAACAAAGAGCCAAACACUGGAAGGGAGAGAGAGGCAGACAAAGGAGAUUCCCAGCCAGAUCGGAGAGAUAGUCGUCACGAUAUCUGAAGACGACGACGACGGUAUGGGCGAGAAAGCGGAGGUGAGCGUGAGAAACACAAAUGGAGCGGAGGUGAAAACAGAUGCAGGUGUUGGAAAGCACAGGGAACGAGAAGAGGAAAUAAUCGCUCCCUGCAGAGAGAGUUUACAGGACCUGAUCAAAAAAUACAUGCUCACGUCGAAAGAGGAGGCUGAGCUUGCAAUGUCUCACAUCCUGUCUCCAGACUACACCAGGGAGCUUGCCCUGGUCUGUUCACACACACCUUACUGCCUCUACCUGUACAGCGGGGUGGAGGUGAGGGACGGCCUCAAAGCUACCGUCCUGUUGGUGGGCUACUAUGACCAGAGUUCAGGGGCGGCUGUGUUGAAGCUGCUCGACGCCAGGCCGUCCCUUUCGACGACGAACCGGGACGCACUGGACUCCAACCGCCUGAUUCAGAUUCUGAUCCACUUCGGCCUUUCCCUGUACAACCUGUCCGUGUUCUACUGCGACUCCCCAGACCGAGGGGCGAACAGCGAGAUGGAAGCGCGCCUGCGGGCCUUCCGACCCGGUCUGGUGUCCCUCAGCAGUCUCCCGGGUCUGGCGGGGAGAGCCUGCAGCGACGGGCUGGAGGCUGCCUUCGGCACGGUGGGCGAACUCGCCGAACACAUCCACCUCCACUUCUCUAACGGCAGCCGCCCCGCCGGCGCCGCUCUGAGGGAUCUGGCGGCUUGCUCGAGGCACUACCAGCCCUCCGUCCCCGUCGCCGCCCAGUGCCUCUUCCUCAGCCACAUGGUGCGGAGGAUGACCAACGACUGGCGUGGCCUGCUGGACUACUUCGAGUCCCUGGGCCCCUCGCCCGAGGCCCGGCGGAUCCGCAUCCUGAUGAGGCGGCGGAACGUCCGGCUCGGCGCGCUCUUCCUCUGCCAAGCCCUGCAGCCCCUCUGCGCCUUCCAGGAGGCUCAGCUGUCGGGCUCGGCCGGGCUGGCCGUGCAGCUGCAGCUGAUGGCGACGCUGAGCCAGGCCUACGCGGCGCGCAUCCUGAAGAGCUCCUCCGUGGGGCCGUACCUCGAGCGGCGCGACCGGGGCAUGCUGCGCGACGCGGGCCUGCUCCUGCCCGACUUGGAGCUGAAGGUGAGCCCGCCGGUCAGCGAGUACCUGUUGGAGCUGCUCCGGUCCGAGGGCGCCCCGGACGAUGCGUCGUGGGAGACGUUUCUGUGCGACGUCGUGGCGUUCACCCAGGCGGUGUUGGAGAACAUCGGGGCGAGCUUUCCGGACGAGCUGGGGUUCGCGGCGAUGCAGAACAUGGGCUUGCUGCUCACGCCGCCGCGGCAGGGCACGGAUUUGACGAGUCGUGGCUGGCUGUUGAGGAAACUGUGUUCGCAUCUGCGCUUGUCUACCUCGCGAUCCCCAGAGUAUCACAAUCUGACCAGGGACGUGGUACAGGAGUUUGACCUUCACUCUGAUGAAGAGGAGGAUGUCAUCGGGGCACACCGGAGAGACCGAGAAGAGAGGAACUGGGGCAAGGUGCUCAUGACCAUGCAGAGGAGCUCUCUGCUGCACAGGUUGUUGCAGAUCCUUCUCGCCCUGCCGCACUCUCUCAACAGGGACAUGGUGUUUGAUCAGGUUUUCAGGAGCAGCGUGUCCGCAACGCCCAUUCCCAGACGCCAUUCCCCCGAGAAGCGUAAACACUCGGGCUCAGACGAGGAGGAGGAGGAGGAGGAGGAGGAGGAAGCAGCAGAGGCGGACGAGGAAGAAGUGUCUGAGGCGACCGACCACUCCUCUGAUAGUGGGUCGGAUAUCAGCGGGGACUCUGACAUCCCCAAUGGCCCGGGGCCGCGAACAAAUCGAAGCCAUGUGCCUGCAAGGGUAGACUCUUGUUCCAUGACAGGCUCCCCAAAUACAUCAAGCACAGUGAGUGCCUCUCCACCCAUGGUAUAUAUAAGCAUCAUGGACAGUGAUGUGGAGGAAGUGGAUAUGACGUCCAUGCUGGUGAACCAGACAAUCUCGGAAGACAUCACAAUUGAGACCGAGGCACCACCUCCUGAGGAGGACGUUGGUCCCUGGGUGGGCGGGCUGGUGUGGGGCCCCCGACCAGGCCUCUCUCUGUGGCCCGCCAUCAUCAAGGCCCGGGGCCGAGCCUCCACCGCCCCGCGGGUCUGCCUGGUCGCGUGGUACGGAGACGAGGAGCAGUACUCUGAGGUCCCUUUCCAGAGUUUGCAGCCCGGCGCUGACUUCAAGCAGUGUUACUGCGACAAGACAUUUGCCACCACGUCGAAAUACAGGACCGCAGUAUUCCGAUUUCUACAGGAGGCGGCCAGGCGCUGUGGGAAGCGGUUCUCCCCGAAGGACCCCAAGGAGCUGCUGGUGCUCAAGUUGGACUGGGCCUUUCAGUGGGCCCUCCCCUCCGGCAUACUGAUGGGCUCCAAGUCGGCAGACGCCCCAAACGAUGAAACGAAAACCAACCAGCUAAAGACGAAGAGGAGGAGACCGCCGCUGUCCAGCAGGCCGGACGAACCGUCCGCCAGCAACUCCCAAGACGCCGCGCCCACAACGCCCCGCAGGGUGAAGAAGAGGCGUUGGGGACAGGAGAAAGGGGAAGGUUCCGGAGGAGGGUCGGAGAGGAGGAACGACGGCUUGGUGGACAUACCCACCUACAAGCCGAAGACGAGCCACAAAAUCGAGGAGGCGGCCGGUGACUACGUCCAACCAGACCAGAACGACAGAGAGACCGCCAUUUGCAGCAUCAAAGAGCAGGGACUGGACAUUGAAGCCUUCUGUCUGUGCUGCGGCACCACUGACAUUGAAACCCCCCACCCCCUGUUCAGAGGAGGCCUCUGUCAAAGGUGUAAGGAUAACUUCACAGAGACUCUGUUCCACUACGAUGAGGACGGCUACCAGUCCUACUGCACCAUCUGCUGUUACGGGAUGGAGGUCAUAAUGUGCGGGAACGUCAGCUGCUGCAGGUCUUUCUGCUUGAACUGCCUGGACAUCCUGGUGGGCCCAGGCACCUUUGACUCUCUGAAGGAGACAGACCCGUGGAUCUGCUACCUGUGUCAGCCCCUGGCCGCUCACGGUGCCCUGAAGCCCAGGAAGGACUGGAGCGUCCGUGUCCAGGAGUUCUUCGCCAAUAACAGCGACAUGGAAUUCGAUCCUCAUCGUGUCUACCCGUCCAUUCCUGCGAAUCGACGGCGACCACUCCGAGUUCUGUCUCUGUUUGAUGGCAUCGGAACAGGUUAUCUAGUGCUGAAGGACCUUGGUUUCAAAGUGGACAAGUAUUUUGCUUCAGAGAUCUGCGAGGAUUCCCUGGCAGUGACGCGUAUCAACCAUGAGACCAGGAUCACGCACGUCGACGAUGUGCGGUUCAUCACUAAGGAACAGCUAACAAAAUGGGGGCCGUUUGACUUGCUGAUUGGUGGAAGUCCCUGCAAUGACCUGUCCAUUGUCAACCCGUAUAGAAAGGGUAUCUAUGAGGGCAGUGGCAGACUUUUCUUCGAGUACUACCGCAUCCUCGACCUGCUCAAACCCAGGGAAGACGACCCCAGGCCCUUCUUUUGGAUGUUUGAGAAUGUAGUGUGGAUGAACACGCACGACAAACUCAACAUCUGCCGCUUCCUGGAGUGUAACCCAGUGAUGGCGGACGCGGUGAAAGUGAGUCCGGCCCAUAGAGCGCGUUACUUCUGGGGUAACAUCCCGGGAAUGAACAGACCAAUGACUCCCUCCCAGAAGGACAAGCUGAACCUUCAGCAAUGUCUGGAGACGGGAAGAGAGGCCCGGUUUACCAAGGUGAAGACGAUCACCACCCAGCCAAACUCUCUGAAGCAGGGGAAGGUCCCUAUAUGUCCUGUCGUUGAAAAUGGCAAGGACGACAACCUCUGGAUCACAGAGAUCGAGACAAUCUUUGGCUUCCCCAAGCACUACACAGACGUUAGGAACAUGAACCGCAAGGAGCGGCAGAAGGUCCUGGGGAAGUCCUGGAGCGUGCCCGUGAUCCGGCACCUCUUCGCUCCGUUGAAGGACUACUUUGCCUGCGAGGAGAUGAACAGCUCCUCUGCCUCCUCAAGCCCCCCCGACGGCAGUCACUGAUCCAGGGAACACGGCUGCCUCUUUCUCCUUCCUACUCUCUCAUUGAGCAGAUGGAAUUGUACACUUUUCCAUGCUCAAGUUGGGCAUUGGAAGGAUUGGCCCAGAUUUGAUAAAGGUAACUGUAGUGUAGCCACCUGUUUAUUUAUGUCUGUGUACAAUAUAGAGAGGUUAAACGGCAGAAGUGGUCACUUCUACCGCGCCGCCCUACCGGACCAUGCAAUCAGUAAUAGGUGGCAACAAGCUGUGC
Molecule: messenger RNA, 5080 nt
Organism: Gadus macrocephalus (Pacific cod)
Lineage: Eukaryota; Metazoa; Chordata; Actinopteri; Gadiformes; Gadidae
Exons: 26
Coding region: 553-4833 (1426 amino acids)
Biological process (GO): negative regulation of transcription by RNA polymerase II
Cellular component (GO): nucleus
Molecular function (GO): DNA binding; DNA (cytosine-5-)-methyltransferase activity, acting on CpG substrates
Source: RefSeq, a predicted model, not a curated record